AUCCUAAAACCUCGCCAAAACCCUCUGCUGUUGCUUUUCUCUACCGGUAAGAGAGGGGAGAGCAAAAAUGUCCCUCUCUCGUCUUCUUUCACUCAAAUUGCGACCGUUAAUCAACACAGUAGAAUGUAGAAGAUGGUGUUCUUCCGUGAAUGGUAAGGGUGAAAUUUCACAGCCGUUGAAGAAAUCAGAAGUGGUGGAGCAGCUGAAAGCCAGGGAUGUGGAGAUAACUGAAAAGAAGCUUAUGACUGAAAAUGAAGAGGUCUUUCCUAGAGAAACACGUGUCCAGAAGGAAGUAGAUCCGUGGAAUAGUUUGGUAGCGGCCUUUCAAAUAACUAAAAAGAAGAUAUUUGGAAAUAUUUUGGAGCAGAAGAGCAGUAGCUCUCAUGCGUUAACUUCCACUUCUGAUCUUAAGGAUUCUGAUAAUGUUGUAUCUGCUUAUAGCCAUGAUAGUGGAAGUAUGAAUAAUCUUAAGAGUACAAUUCAUUCAGAAAAGACAUCUAUAACAAAUAUGGAAGAAAAUAUUGACAGUAAAACAUCUCUGUCUUCUUUUAUAGCUGUUGAGAUUGUUAAUAUGAAAAACACUUCAAAUACAGUUGUGACUGAGGAAUUGCUAAAUAUCUCUUCAAAAGAAUGUGAAGGAAGCACUGACUACGGGGUAAAUGACAUGUCUGGUGCAUCAUCUAUCUGUGGAAAAGCCGAUUCCAACGACGGUGUUCAACUGAUUAAUGAUUUCCGUCAUUCAGAGUUCGUUAAGAAAGAUAGAGAGCAAUUGCUAGCUGAGGAAGCAUCAUCAAGUGUACAAAUCAGUUCUGGCGAAGAGAUCCUGUCAAAAUCUGAGGACGCAUGUAUCGUAGAACAUCGGAUGCAAAUUGAGAUACCUAGGACAUCACAUAGAAUUUCUGCAAAUAAAUCUGGUUCAACUGCAUCUGAAAGCCAGGAGGAGGACAUUAUGAAGAAGUUCAAAUUUUCAAUCAAUCAGAUCAUUGCCCCAAAGAGUGAAAAAUCUGUACCUAGAGAGUUUGAGCACCUUAAUGAAACUUCUCAGAAUACUUUCGGCAAGAGUGGCGACAUAAAGGGCUUAAUAGAAUGUAUUAGGGUGCUCCCUCCUCAGAAUCAUUCUGUUGUUAGGCCUGAGGAAAUUGUUGUUGACAGAAGUGUUGACAGAUAUAGUGAAAGAAAGGCAAGUAACAGCACCCAAGCACAAACUAACAAGCAGUCAACUGACAGGAAAAAAAGAAAGACUUCAUCUCAGGGUGUGAUUGGAAAGAAGGGUGGGAUAUCUAGCGAAGUCGUUGAAGAUCUCAACCUUGGUGAUANUCAUUCUGUUGUUAGGCCUGAGGAAAUUGUUGUUGACAGAAGUGUUGACAGAUAUAGUGAAAGAAAGGCAAGUAACAGCACCCAAGUGCAAACUAACAAGCAGUCAACUGACAGGAAAAAAAGAAAGACUUCAUCUCAGGGUGUGAUUGGAAAGAAGGGUGGGAUAUCUAGCGAAGUCGUUGAAGAUCUCAACCCUGGUGAUGUAAGAACAGAGAUCAGGAAUACUGCACCUCGUGAUUUCUUCAAGUCAAUAGAAACUAAAGAGAUUACAUCUUUGAGGGAAAAGGGUAACCUGAACAAGGAUGAGGAUGCCUCUUUAUCUGAAAACUUAUCAGAUGAAAACAAAAUGACUAUAAAGUUUGUGAAUGUAAAAGCUACAGAACAGGAUGUCUGUGACGGUUUCAAGGGUUGUGGGGCUAUUACAAAGGUUGUGUUUCCAAGUGUCAUAUCAACUAAUUAUAAAGUUGCACACAUUUAUUUUGAGUCCAAAAAAGGAAAGCAAAAGGCUCUUAAAUGGUCUGAUACGGUCAUUAGGAAUGUAGUAGUUGUGGAGGCCACUUUUCCUCCAAAAGGGAGAGAGAGGAUGUGUAUACCUGAUUUAAUUGGUCAUCCAGAAUUUCCCACCUCAUUAGUAAAGCAUCCUUCAAGGACAGUUAUGAUAAAAGAAUUGAAGCACAAUGUGUCCUUUCAUGACAUCGAAGAAGCUCUAGCCUUCUGCGGAAGCAACAUAACUGGAAUUUUCUUUGGUUCGUCAAGCUCCGUUGCUUAUGUGGAAUUUGAGACAGUAGAGGGCAAAGAAAUUGCUAUUGCGAAACAUUCAUUGAUCAUGCUUGGAGAGACACUAUCAAUCUUGCGAAUCGAUGCACCAAGAACAACCAUUGUAAGGAUAUCAAAUAUCCCUGUCCCUUCCAGGGCCAAAGUGAUCUCCUUUUGCAAAAAACUGGGACAGACUAGGCAAUUCUUCACGAAAGCUUUUGGCGUCAUGGACGUGCAUUUCAAAUUUGCUGACUGGCCAAGAAUGUUAGAGAUUAUAAACAGGCUGAACGGAAUUGAAGUAGAUGGUCAGCAGUUGGUAGCUAAACCUGCACCGAUCUAUCCCCCGGAUGUCCUUAAGGUUCUCUGGAGUCAACCAGAGGGGAGAAAGCAUUUGAAAACCACAUUCAACAGCUUGCUGCAGAAAGUAGGUGGAGGGAGUACAGUUGGUUUAACAGAACUUGUAGAUAAAUUUUAUGCUGAUGUACAAGAAACAUAAUUAACAU
Molecule: messenger RNA, 2576 nt
Organism: Solanum stenotomum
Lineage: Eukaryota; Viridiplantae; Streptophyta; Magnoliopsida; Solanales; Solanaceae
Molecular function (GO): nucleic acid binding
Source: RefSeq, a predicted model, not a curated record